AUGGCUUGGCCGUGCAUCAGCAGAGUGUGUUGCUUGGCGCGGUUCUGGAAUCAGUUUGACAAAUCGGAUCUUUCUGUACCACUAACGAUUCAAAACUACUCGGACAUCGCGACGGAACAAGAGGUUCGUUCCGUUACUAAGCAGGUUCAGUCAGAGAAAGCUCAAAGGAACGACUAUCUCACACCGGAUCACCGAGAAUCACCGUCGUCGCAGGAUGGUGGAGGUAGAAAACCGGGUCGAGGGCGCACAGAACCGAGUUUCAAGCCUCGAGAGGACUAUCACCCCCCGGGUGUGCCUUUCCCUAGCGUCACGCAGUACAAACAGGACUAUAAACCCUGGCCCAUCCCUAAAAAGGACAAUUUCCCCUGGAUUACGAAUGGUGGCAAAGCAGGCACUCUCACGGAUAGCCCCGUAAACAGUUUCUCUCAUUCUACAAAUCAGCGAGCGGAGAAAGAAGAACGAGGCAGACAGAGGUGCGGGGAACCGACAGGACCGACUAAAACAAGCUCCUACAGGCAGGAAUACAGGCCUUGGACUGGUGUCCGUCCGCCCAGACCUGCACCGCGGAAAGAGCCUGCGUUCCUCAUCCCUGUCACAGAUGUCCCGCCCCCCGAGACAAGCUACCAGGCCGCCUUCAGUGGAGACACUCACAAACACAUAGAGAUCACCACGACUGACACCACAACCGGCCAACCAAGCGCCGGUAUGCCUGAAAGGCUGGAGCGUUUAGAACCCAGAGGCAGGACAGAGGAGCAGCUUGUGAGGACCAAACUGUCUCCAAACCCUUCUGCUGUCUUUCAGAGUGGUUCCAGGAUCUUCAACAUGUGAUCACUCCGUCUGUCUGUCUGUCUCUCUCUUUUCCGGAUCAUUCUGCCAAACUAACCCAGUGAGACAUAAUGACAAGGUGAAUGCUCAACGUCACACAAUGUGAAAUCUAUGCAAGGAAAUGUCUGUGUGUUUGAAAUGUACAUCCACUCAGCGUUCAAGUCUGUAAUGCUGUAACAUCUUCAGCAAGUCUGUAACACUGUCACGUCUUAAGAGAGAGUCUGUAACGCUGUAAUGUCUUCAGAGUCUGUAACGCUGUAACAUUUUCAGCAAGU
Molecule: messenger RNA, 1100 nt
Organism: Chanos chanos (milkfish)
Lineage: Eukaryota; Metazoa; Chordata; Actinopteri; Gonorynchiformes; Chanidae
Gene: map6d1
Product: MAP6 domain containing 1
Exons: 3
Coding region: 1-828 (275 amino acids)
Biological process (GO): cytoskeleton-dependent intracellular transport; microtubule cytoskeleton organization; regulation of microtubule cytoskeleton organization
Cellular component (GO): microtubule; Golgi-associated vesicle; cis-Golgi network
Molecular function (GO): calmodulin binding; microtubule binding
Source: RefSeq, a predicted model, not a curated record